UAAGUUCAAUAUCCUCAAACUACUUGAUUUUACAGGUGAAAUGGUGGGUUACAAUCAAUGAACCACGGGAGGUCCUUGAUGGUUAUGGAGACACUAAGUAUGCUCCUAUGCUGAACCAACAUGGGGUGGCAGAUUACUUGGCAGCCCACACUCUCCUCAGAGCUCAUGCUAAAGCUUACAGGCUGUAUGAUACAACUUUCAGAGCUUCCCAGAAAGGUCAUAUUGGAAUUACACUGAGUGCAAGAUUUGUUAAAGGCUUAAACAACGUUACUGAAGAUGAACUUGCUGCUACUAGAGCAAUGGAAUUUGAGAGUGGAAUAUUUGCUCACCCCAUUUUCUCAAGAGAAGGAGACUACCCCAAAAUUGUGAGAGAAAGAGUGGACUGUAACAGCAAGAGAGAGGGGUGGUCCAGCUCACGCCUGCCGACAUUCACUCAGGAGGAAAUCGAGGAAAUAAAAGGAAGCUCAGACUUCUUUGGUUUGAAUCACUACACAAGCAGAUAUGCUACUUCAGGAUCAGAGGGGUUGGAACCUUCAUUGGUAUGGGACUCUGGAUCAGUUGCGAGUUGUGAUCCCUCGUGGAAGACGGCCAAAUCUGCUUGGUUAAAGGUGGUCCCAUGGGGAUUUAGAGCCCUACUGAACAGAAUACGGACAGAAUACAACAACCCUCCAGUGUUUGUCUUUGAGAACGGCUACAGCUCAGAUGGUGCUCUCAAUGAUGUUGACAGAAUACAGUAUUUUCAUGAUUAUUUAGAACAAAUGCUGAAAGCCCUUCAUGAAGAUGGAUGCAACAUAAUUGGAUACACAGUUUGGAGUAUCAUGGAUAACUUUGAGUGGCUAGGAGGCUAUUCAGAAAGGUUUGGAAUCCACAGUGUAGAUUUUAAUGAUCCAAAACGACCAAGACAGAAAAGACAAUCUGCUGAGUACUUCAGAAAACUAAUGCAGACAAGGACAACUACCCAAUUGUGGGCUCAAUCCAGGCUGAAACUGCACAUUAUUGGUGAUCCGUCUUUAUAUUUGGUAUGCACCUGCUUCAUCUCGGCAACAACCAAAGCCAACAUGUAUACCACGAUGCCUGAUGACAGCAGCAGAAAAAAGACUGAAUAUUAUCAGUUUCCUACUAAAACAGAACCUCAAGGAAACUUCGAAAUAUGUUUAGAUAUCAUUUUUAAUUUGUUUUUGUGUAUUUUUGUAAUAUGUAUGUUAAUUGGUGGUGCACGCCUUAUAGUAGAGCGUUACAACUCAAAUUUGAGAGAGUAUGAAUACAGACAUCAAAAAGCAUCUGUUGAAACGUCUUUUGGAUAUUUUCCUCCAGAAUUUUCUAUCGGAUGUUCCUCCUCAGCCUACCAGAUUGAAGGAGCUUGGAACAUUGAUGGCAAGGGUGAGAAUAUCUGGGACAAAUUGGUUCACCAAAAGCCAAGUGUGAUAAAAAACAAUGACACUGCCGAUGUGGCGUGUGAUUCCUACCACAAGUACAAGGAAGAUGUGAAGCUUAUCAAGUAUAUUGGCUUCGAUCAUUAUCGCUUCUCUAUCUCUUGGAGUCGUGUACUGCCCACUGGACAUGACAACGUUGUCAAUCAAGCUGGAAUAGACUAUUACAAUAACUUGAUCGAUGAACUGCUGGCAAAUGGGAUUCAACCAAUGAUAACCCUCUACCACUUCGAUCUUCCUCAACCUUUACAAGAGCUUGGAGGUUGGACCAAUCCAGUGAUGGCAACAUACUUUGAAAAUUAUGCUAGAGUUCUAUUUAAAGCAUUUGCAUCCAAGGUGAAAUGGUGGAUAACAAUAAACGAGCCCAAGAAUGUGAUGCUUGGAUAUGGACAGACCAACUCUACUCCUGUUCUGGCUCCUCAUAUCUUCCAGUCUGGGGUGGCCGACUACCUAGCAGCUCACACACUCAUCAGAGCACAUGCUAAGGCUUACCGUCUCUAUCAGAGAGAGUUUAAACCCAAAUACAAUGGAAGUGUAUUUAUCUCCUUGGAUGCAAGAUUCUUCUACCCAUUGUCCACCUCAUUGGAAGACAAACAGGCAACAUCGAGGAUGGCUCAGUUUGAGCUUGGACUAUUUGCACAUCCAAUUUUUUCCAAAGAAGGUGACUAUCCAAGAAUCGUCAGGGAACGUAUAGACUUUCUCAGCAAAAAGGAGGGGAGGAAUAGUUCACGUCUACCUAGGUUUACUAAGGAAGAAAUUAAGGAAAUCAGAGGAAGUUCUGACAUCUUUGGACUCAACCACUACACGUCUGUUGUGGUAUCUCAUUCGGAUGAAUAUGAUGAGACUCAGCCUGCUUUUGUGAGAGAUGCUGGAGUUACAUUGAGUAAUGAUCCCUCAUGGGCUUCUGGAAACACUUCUAUGUUCAAGGUGGUGCCAGAGGGUAUGAGAGGUAUACUCGAUCACAUCAGAAUCAUGUACAACAACCCACCAGUGUUCAUCACUGAGAACGGGAUCAGCUCCAACAGUGGAUUAAAAGAUGAUGACAGGAUCAAGUACUAUAGUGAUUAUCUUUUCAAUUUGUUACUUGCUUAUCGUGGCAAUAGCAAGUGCAAUGUUGUUGGAUAUACUGCUUGGAGUCUUUUAGAUAAUUUUGAAUGGAGCAGAGGAUACACAGAGCGAUUUGGCUUAUACUGGGUUGAUUUUAAUGAUCCAGCUAGACCAAGGAGAAAGAAAAAAUCUGCAGAAUAUUUCAAAGAUCUGCUAACAACUCGUUUAAUACCUAUUGUGCCAUUUGUUGUUAAAAAAGAUUAUCAUCUCAAAAACAAGACAGAUCACAAAAACUUGGUAGCUGCCAACAAAGUAAUGAGUGAAAAAGAGAAAAAAUUAUUAGAAGAUUACAGAAAAUACAUAUAUGGGGAUGAUUAAAA
Molecule: messenger RNA, 2857 nt
Organism: Homalodisca vitripennis (glassy-winged sharpshooter)
Lineage: Eukaryota; Metazoa; Arthropoda; Insecta; Hemiptera; Cicadellidae
Product: lactase-phlorizin hydrolase-like
Exons: 20
Coding region: 108-2855 (915 amino acids)
Biological process (GO): carbohydrate metabolic process
Molecular function (GO): beta-glucosidase activity
Source: RefSeq, a predicted model, not a curated record